CUUCCUGGUUUGACUUUUGAGCAAAAUCUGGGAAUGGGAGAUACUUAAUAAAAAAUACAUAUGCAGUUGUUAGGCUGUAAAUGAGACUGCAACAGUUGGAUAGCCACCUCUUCCCUUUUUUUUUUUCUUUUUUUUUCCCCUCCAUUCUUUACAUAAUUUAAUGUCAUAGCUAAAGCAUAUUUUAUAAUGCAGAUCAUUAAUUCAACAGAAGCUGGGAUCGAGACACAAACAAAAUAUAACAAUGACUAAUUUCUCAGCAAACAUUUUCUUGGGAGAUAGAGAUAGAGAAAAAAAAAAAAAAAAAUGGCCCAGAUGACUUCCACUGGAAUUGAUUCUGGUACUGUUGAAGAACUGGGUUGGCUAGAGAAUCAUCAAUCUGGCUUUUCUGAAGUUCUUCGGCAGGGGUUGAGAUUCCUGAUUGGUUUUCUGACCUGCAUGUACAAAUGUGAAGCUGCUCAAAAGAAUUUGCUUCUUCGUGAUGCAAUUGAUGAUUUCAACGUUAUCCUAAAAGAAGUUGGUCUUGGUAUAGGUAAUGGCCGUGUGACUGAAAUCGGUCGCAUCCGCUCUAAACAUUUGAAUCCUCUGGUUUCUAAUUUGGUAGGCAAGUUUGAGCAAUUGGAACCAAAGAUUAAGAAAAUAAGGUUUCUUUCUUUGUUCUCAUUAAGGUGGUCCAAUGUGUGUUUAUCAAGUGCAGAGAUCUUGGGACUCCUCCGUCUUCUUCUUGAGAGUUUCCAGCAUCUUGUCAAUCUGGAAAGUGAGAUUGUUGGUUCUGUGAAGAACCAAAUCAGGGUUCUUAUAGAAAAGCUAAGUUCCCUAAGAAACCUUGUCCGUGAUCUCUCUGCGAGAUCAACAAGCGUUGACCAAGAUCAGGAACUGGAAGAUUUCAGGGAUUUUGUGAAGGAUGCCGCGUCGUUGUCCCUUGUGUUCUUGCUGAAAGGGGAGGAUAAUGGUAAGAAGGCCCAAGGAUUGGAGACGCUGGUUUCUGAUCUACUGCACAAGUUUAAGCCCUGCGCUCCAAAGGUCGCCGGGACCUUCAUUCGACUCCUUAAAGCUUCAGAGUCAACUAGUUCGGACAAGUUCCAAGUCGGCAAAAAUGUUGUCGGACUUGUUGACUUCCUGUUGGAAGAAUUAGUUGGCCCUUUGGGUUCGAAGGAUCGUGUUGAAAUCGUCAAGGAAGGGUUGAUAGUGAUCAUAUCCUUCUUUGUGGAUCCAGGAGUGGAAGCUCUCACAAACUCUGGACAUGGAUUUAUAAUAGUACGAAUUAAAGCUGCUAUCAAUGAGGUACUAUAUCUCAUUUCCUUAAUUUGCAUGGACGUAUUAGAAGCAGCAGCUACAUCUAUUCUCCUCGAAAAGAUUGAAACAAUGAAAGCGGAGAUUAGAAAGCUUUAUUUCCCUCUUUUGAGUUCAUCACCUAGCAUCAAGUUUCCAACCACAAAUUGCAUGGGAUUUAUCGAUUUCUUGUUGGAGAAUUUGGAGGAAAUGAUGAAACGUAGUCUCAAUAUGAAUGCUUUUGUAAAACAUCGAGUAUUGGUAAUCCACACGGAGAUCCUUUCCCUUAAACCCUUCCUCCAAACUAUCUCGAAGGUGGAGAAAGAGAGAGGGGAUUUGGGAGCUCUUUGGAAACAAAUUACCAAUACCAUGUUCUUAACAGAGCAAGCCAUCAACUCCUGUUUACUAAUAAGUCAUCCUAUUUGGUAUGACUUGAUGUGCCUCUCAGAUGUAAAAGAUUCCAUCAAGCUCAUUGAGAGAGAGGUGAAAACUUACAAGGAUCAGUUGCACGGGAUCAGAAUCUCAAGUGAUGUGACAACUUCAACUCGUAAACCCGCGAGACAAUCAAAUCAUGCAAGCCUUAAGGAUGUGGUGAUGAUGGGUCGGGAAGAUGAAUUCGGUACAAUCAUUCAGAAACUCUGUAGAGGAACAGAACAGCUUGACAUUGUCUCUAUUGUAGGUAUGGCCGGCCUCGGUAAGACCACCAUGGCCCAGAAAGUGUACAAUGAUUCAAGAGUUAAGUUCAACUUCCCAAUCCGGGCAUGGUGUUGUGUUUCUCAGACGUAUAAACCUAGAGAGUGUUACUUUGACAUUUUGAGCGAUGUCAUUGGUGAUGAUGGUCGUAAAAAAUACUCGGGUUUGAGUGAUAAUGAUUUGGUUGAGAAAAUCUGGAAAGAAUUGAAGCAGCGGAAGUAUCUGAUAGUUUUGGAUGACAUCUGGAGCAUCGAUGCAUGGGAAGGGAUUAAAUGUUCAUUUCCGGAUGAUGGAAAGGGAAGUCGAAUUAUGUUUACGACCCGAAUCCAUGAUUUGGUGUCACAAGCAAUGCCAAAUUCCAGUCCCCAUCAGCUUCAGUCACUUUCUGAUGAGGAGAGUUGGGAGUUACUACAAUCAAAACUCCCUCUUGAGCUCAGUUCUCCUCUUGAUGAUGAACAUUUGGAGAUUGGAAAAAAGAUUGCUAAAAACUGUAAAGGAUUGCCUUUAGCAGUGGUUUUGGUUGCAGGUAUACUGGCAGGCAAAGACAUAAGUCUCUGGAAGCAUAUUGAAUCUAGUACAAGUUCAGAGCUUGUUAGUGAAAUGUGCAUGGAUGUGCUUGAGCUUAGUUACGAGGAUUUGACAGAUAGCUUGAAAUCCUGCUUCCUCUACUUUGCAGCAUUCCCUGAGGAUACAGUAAUUAGAAGCGAAAAGCUGAAGAAUAUGUGGAUUGCAGAAGGGUUGAUACCAAGAACUGACCAAAAGAGUUCAUUUGAAAUUGCCAAUGAGUACUUGUCUCAUCUAAUCAGUCGAAAUCUGAUCAUCCUAGAAGAGGCAAGUUCCACUGGUGAUAUAAAAGCGUGUCGUGUCCAUGAUCUACUGCAUAAUCUAUGCUUGGUGAAAAGCCGAGAAGACAACUUUAUGCACAGGGUAGAUCAUGAGGACGGUGAUGAUUCUCAACCUUCAAAAUUAUUGAUUCCCAAAAAAUAUGAGCAUUAUCGCCUAUGCGUACAUGCGAAAUGGGAGGAGUUUGUUAAGACUGAACCGGUAGGUCCAUUCGUCCACUCUCUGGUCGUUUACUAUAACAACGACUCAUGGCAGUUUGAGUAUCCAUAUCCCUCUGCCCUUCUGAAUAGCUUUACGUUUCUUAAGGUGUUGGACUUGGAGCUCAUCGAGAUAGAGGGCUGUUUUCCUGAAGAAGUAACAUUGAUGGUUCAUUUGAGGUACCUAGCGAUUUCUUGCGAUGAUAGAGAUCUUCCAAGUUCCAUUGUCAAUUUGUGGAAUCUGGAAACCUUAAUUCUGCCAAGCCAACUGGUUUUCAUACCUGAAUUUUUUUGGAAGAUGAAAAGCUUGAGGUAUGUACAUAUUGAUGAGUUGCGUUUAGAUGGUAUCGAGAAUCACAAAUACGGUAAACUGGAGAAGUUGGAGGUUUUGUCGAGAGUAAUUAUUUUUAAUGAGUAUGAAAUCGAGGAACUCCUGAGGCGGUUGCCAGCGCUACGGAAGCUCACUCAUACUAGCCGUAGCUCCAUGAAGAAUGGGAGACUGGACAGUAUCCCGACUCCUCUCGAAUCACUGAGUGUGGUUUGCUUUCCAGCUUUUGAUUUUCCGAGCAGUCUCAGAAAAUUGACACUGGAUAGUUUGGGUCUCCACCGGAAGCUCGUAUCAGCUAUAGGGCAGUUGCCUAAUCUGGAGGUUCUCAAAUUCAAGUGUAAUGCUGUUAAAGGAAGCAUAUGGGAUUUGGAAGAUGUUCAAUUCUUGAACACUAAGGACUUGAAAUUCAUAGAGUCAGACAUUGAAGUGAGGACUGUCCAAGACGGCUCAUUCGCCAGCCUUGAACAACUUACACUGAAAUCUUGUCACAGACUACGCAGGAUUCCAUCCAGUUUGGAAAACAUGCUUACUUUGGAGUGGAUACAUAAGUUUGACUGCCCUCAAGCCUCAAGAUCAGCCUGAAAAGCUUUUAUGGAACUUCUAGAAAUGGAAAAUGGUAUCCUGAAGUUUGUGGUUGAUAUUCGUUAUGUUGAUGAUGGAGUUAAUGAAAGAUAAAAUGAUAGUGAUUGAUGAUGAAGAAGAAGAAUGGAACGAGCAGAAUUAUGGUCCCUAGAUCUAUGUUUCCUACACUUAGUGUUUCGUCAGUUAGGCCCUGCAGUAGUAUAAUUCUCUCAGGUGUAGAAAAAACUCACCAUCAUCAGCAUUCCCUCGCUGAAGAAUUUAUUUUCUGGAACAGGAGCAAAUAAUAAAUCCAUGUUAACUAAAGCUCUGAAACUACCAAUAAUCUCGGCAUGAACAGGUUCCAUCUCUAAAAUGGUGGAAUCUACUCCGAUCUCUCACUACAAUUUCCCUUCGAUAAACUUUUGACACUAGCUUGAUAGCCAAAUGGCAAUCUGCACAGAUCCUCAAGUUCUUCACUACUCUGAUUGGGGUUCCUGGAGGUGUAUUAAUCAGCAUAAAUGCAAUUGCAAUCUUCUCGCUAUGAUAAGAAAGAGCAGUCUCUUUCUCCUCAUUCUCAAUGUCUGAGAGAACAUUUGCUGUAUGCGGCACAUAACCUUCCAAAACUAGUAAUCUUGUCAUUUCAACAAGCUUUGCAUAAAUCUCUUGUGUCUGAGGAUGUGAUCUGUCUCCCAUGACAAACUCGUGUAUGCAGUUCCCUAAUUCAACAAGACUAUGACCUGGUACCUUCCUAACACCCUCUUUAAACAUUGUCCUCCUUACUUUAUGAGCAUCCCCCCAACGUCUUUCAGAUGCAUACAGAUUUGAAAGCAACACAUAAUCUCCAGAAUGGUUCGGCUCCAAGACCUUAAUUUGCUCCCUAGCAAAUUCUCCCAAAGUCACAUGCCCAUAUAUUGAACAGGCUCCGAGUAAAGUCCUCCAAAUCACUGCAUUGGCUGGCAUAGGCAUUUUCUGUAUAUACUCGUACGCUUGUUUCACUAAACCAGCUCGACAUAACAAAUCAACCAUGCAACCAUAGUGCUCAAUCUUGGGGGCAAUACCAAACUCCUUCUUCAUCCUCUCAAAAUAAGCAAAACCUUCGUCUACCAUCCCGCAGUGACUACAAGCAUACAACACCCCGACAAAGGUGAUUUCCGUAGGCAGCAAACCCCGUUCCUCUAGCUUCUUGAAAAGCUCAAGUGCGAAUUCACCGAACCCGUUGACAGCCAAUCCAACAAUCAGCGAAGUCCAAGAAACCACACUCUUCUCCUCCAUCUCGUCAAACACCCUCUCUGCCUCCCUAAUGUUCCCACACUUGGCAUAAAGAUCCAGCAACGCGUUAGCAGCAUGCAAAUUCUUGUCCAAACCAGAUUUUAUCAUGUACACAUGAGCUCGCCGGCCCAAAGCCAAGGCCCCAAGCUCGGCACAAGCUGUCAACAGACUAACCAACGUGAACCCAUCAGGUCUAACAUCCUCCGCCAACUCCAUUUCUCUAAAAAGGGUCAACGCUUCAUUAGGCCUGCUAUUCAAAGCAUACCCAUUUAUCACCGAAUUCCAAGCAACAAGAUUCUUUUCAGACAUAAACUCAAACAGCUUAUGUGCACUCUCCGCUCGACCACAAGCACCAUAAAAAUGCACCAGAGCAUUCUCCACAAAAACCAACGACACAAACCCAUUUUUCAUCACAACCGAAUGCACCUUCUCUCCCUCUCUAACCGCAAGUAAUUUGGCAAUAGCCUUGAGCAAGAAAGGAUACGUAUGAGUAUCGGCUUCCACCGAGGCCGCAAUCAUCUGGCGGUGGAUUUCAACGGCUGGAUUUGGAUCUUCACUCUCAGCAUAGCCUCUGAUCAUCGUAUUCCAGGUAAAUAUAUUUGGGAUUUCGAUCUGAUUAAAGAUUUCCCGAGCAUAAGACAAAACCGGCCGGCCACCGCCACCGGGACGCCGGACUGAAGCAAGGGAAACAAGGGUGAAAAUCAAGUGUUUGCCCAAGUCGGGAUUGCCCAAAGGGACUCCAUGCCUGAUGGAAAAGGCGUGAACUUGCCUCAGCUUGUAGUAAUUUGUGGAGGCGCAUGCGAGUAGCAGAGCUAUACAUUUCUUGACAAUGGCCGGUUUUUCGUGCAUUUCAUUUAGCUAAUAAGCUUAUGAGCGGGUGGAAUCUGACGAUUUAAAAACGGCCGGAAAGGCCAACUUCGAGAAGUCUUGCAAAGUUGUACCCACAUUUUCUUUUAUUUGGGUUCAGAAAAAGCCCAACUAAAAAGUUUCGUC
Oldenlandia corymbosa var. corymbosa is the source of this 6153-nucleotide messenger RNA. The record is from the annotation of a GenBank genome assembly. NCBI's taxonomy places the organism in Eukaryota, Viridiplantae, Streptophyta, Magnoliopsida, Gentianales, Rubiaceae.